AUGGACGGGUCAUCUGCAGAUCGGCACCUCGAUGCGAACGCAGGUCGUGAAGUUGUCUAUUGCCAUGCCUGCGCCAGAGAAUGGUACCGCGAUGAGCGUGGGUUACUAUGUCCUAGAUGUGGCAGCGAUAUCACAGAAAUCGUAAGCCCAGACAAUGAUCCUCGGGAUUUGAAUGACGACGACGAUUCGGAGCCGGAAUCUCCCCCACUGCGCCAUAGAUUCCCACCCCGGGACCGUGACCACGACCACGACCACAACCAUGACCAUGAUUCAGACCCAGACGAAGCUGAUAUUGAAGAACAUCUUGGAGGACCGAACGGCUUUCAUUUCCGCCGCAGCGUUAGGGGCCGCCCAGGAAUGCAGCACCAUGAUCCCAACGUCGACCCUGUGAUUGAACGAUUUCUCGGGAUGAUUCAGGAUUUCCAGCCCCCGCGACGACCCAAUGCCUACGAACAACGACCGGAGGAGGGCCGAUUUGGAGGGCCGCAUAUCCAUCGCGCUACAUUCACGAAUGGAAGUGGCAGUGCCUCUGUUACCAUCUUUUCUGGCACUGGGACGGGACUCUUUGGACCGGGACCUCCUGGCCAGGAGCGCCACGGCGACCCAUUCCAAACAUUCUUCUCCAAUGUCCUUCGGGAUGUGUCACCUCCCGUAGGAGGCCGGGAGGCAGGAGGUCCUACUCCAGGAUUUGCGAGAGGACUCCAAGAGAUUUUAAACCUGUUUAACCCGGCACAUGCGAUUGCCGGAGAUGCCGUUUAUUCACAGGAAGCUCUGGAUCAGAUCAUUACAAACCUCAUGGAAGCGCAUCCACAAUCGAAUGCUGCGCCGCCAGCGUCAAACGAGGCACUUGCCAACCUGGAUCGAAAGCCCGUAGAUGCCUCCAUGUUGGAAGGUGAAUCAAAAACUGAAUGCACUAUUUGUAUAGACGAUAUGAAGGUGGGUGACCCGGCUGCAUUUCUGCCUUGUAAGCACUGGUUCCAUGAAGAAUGCGUCACUCUCUGGCUCAAAGAACACAACACUUGUCCGGUUUGUCGAGCAUCCAUUGAGAAGCCCGAGGACAGAAGCGGCCCCAACAGGCAUGCAAGUCCACCCCCAAUCUCCACCCAGUCUAGCGAUUCGGAUGAUCUAUAUGGGAGCGGGCUGAACCGUACCGAGCCGCUUCCAAUUCCCGGAGCAGGGCCAUCUCGUCCUCCAAACCAGAGCCAGAGCCGGCUUAAUGAAGCCAUGCGUGGCCUCUCAUCACAACAAGAGCAGCAAGACCGUGAGAGUAUGAGACGUAUCUGGGGCAUUUCUGGAGGCGGUUCUGGGGAUCGCGCCGAACGGGAGCAAGAGCGCGAUCAGCGGGAAAGGGAGAGAGACCGCAUCUGGGGCGCCCCGUCUGCCUACGAUACUUGGCGUGCGCAACGGCGAAACUCGCGAAACUCGCUUUCCCCUACGAGCCCUAGAUUGUCUUCGUUUGCGGAUUAUAGAGUGCGCCCGAGACAACCCAGCCCACCCCAAAGCAGCCGUCGUGAGAGAGAGAACUCGAACGCCAGCACCAGCGCCAACCCUAGUCAACCUACUAGUUCCGGACCCCUUAGUUGGCUGAGGGAGAGGUUCUCGGGAGGAGGCUCCCGAGAUGAGGCUAACCGUGAAGAGCGUUGA
Trichoderma harzianum CBS 226.95 is the source of this 1644-nucleotide messenger RNA. RefSeq lists its product as hypothetical. The record is from RefSeq and is a predicted model, not a curated record. The coding region runs from base 1 to 1644 and encodes 547 amino acids. Gene Ontology annotation, molecular function: ubiquitin protein ligase activity. Gene Ontology annotation, biological process: protein ubiquitination. NCBI's taxonomy places the organism in Eukaryota, Fungi, Ascomycota, Sordariomycetes, Hypocreales, Hypocreaceae. The transcript is spliced from 3 exons.